AGUCUGGCGAUCACAGGGAAUUUUACAGGGUGACCACCGACCAGAUCUCUUAAAUAAGAAGAGGGGUUCAUCCUUCUGUAGUCGCCUUCCUUUAGACGAAUUUGAGCUUUAGACUCGAACUCCAGCACACCAGGAACUCUCUUCUGAGCCCAAAGAUUGGCUAAAAUUUUGUUAUUGACAGCAAUAACCCCAUAAAAGGACUGGUUCGCAAAGAUUAAACAGAAUGAUAAGAGGAUUUAUUUUCGUCUGUCUUUUUAUGGCGGCAUGGGCUCAUCCGAUGCUUGAAGGCACACUAGAUGAUUCGUCAUCCGAAGUUUCGCUUGAAUCGGACGAAUCGGCAGAAAGCACUGAAGCGACCAUCGUUCCAUCCGGAAGCCCGUCAAAUUUGACAGCCGAGAUGCAGCAACUUAUGCAACUUGAAAUUUUUAACAAAACGAAAAACAACGAAACGGGAUCUUUAACAACUCAUAAAGUCGGCAGUUCAUCCAUAGCCCAGCAACUUCAGCCGGUCGCCAUCCGCCCUUUCUUUUACCCGACAGCGUUCUCACCUUAUUUCUUCCGAGCUGGUCCAUACCAAACAGGCUAUUAUCGCCCUUAUCUGAUGCCCGUUUUGAAUCCGUUUUAUCCAACAAAUCCAGCUACCGUUCAGGAUGAAGAAAUUUUGACGGCCAGACAGCCUUUUCCCGUUGACGACGAACUGAGUGAAGAGGAUGCACUCAAAGAACUUGAAGCCAUUAAAAAAGAGAUGGCCGAAGAUGCUGCCGCUAAACGUCACCAAGAUAGGCUGCUGCUCCCCAGCAUUUCGGUCAAUCCAGACCAUUCAUCUGUAACUGUUUCGUUAAAGAGCUUCGCUUCACUUUUACGAUCUUUAAACUCACGCGUGACCGUUACUUUGGCUACUAGAACGAUUCUUGUACCCAAUGUUUCGAUUAUUAACAACUGAUUAAACUGUUUCGUAUUUACUUGAUGUGAAAUUUUAAAUUGAUUAUAGGAUAUAUGGCACUCUUUCUCUUCUACAAUAAAAAAAAGUGUUGCUAAAUCGGACAGUUUUUCAUUGUUGCAUUUUUUUAGGUUAUUUGGUUCCAUUUCCACAAUGAAUAAAAAAUAUUUUUCCCUCUUUCAAA
Messenger RNA from Daphnia pulex (common water flea), 1124 nucleotides. RefSeq lists its product as uncharacterized. Lineage: Eukaryota; Metazoa; Arthropoda; Branchiopoda; Diplostraca; Daphniidae. The transcript is spliced from 3 exons. The record is from RefSeq and is a predicted model, not a curated record. Bases 224 to 943 code for a protein of 239 amino acids.